AUGCCCCCCAGAGCUGAGGAGAACCACGGGGCCACGGUCUCGUCCUACACCCUGAUCGUGGAGCUGCGCUGUCCACACCCACGGGCCUUCUCCUUAUUCCAGGCAACCUGGCCAGAGGUCUCUGCUAGCCAUGCAACCAUCUCCGAAUGCCUCGUGGACCAGAGUCGCGUGGUGGUCGGCGGUGCAGAGAGCGAGCAAAGCGUGCGCUCGCUGGAAACCGCGCGACAGCAGAAUCGCUUCGUGCGCCUCUACUUCAUCUGCAACGCCGCAGAGAGCAACAUCCAAGUCUUUUCGAACGCGGACCAGGCCCUCUGCUUGGGGACCCUCCCGGCAGGUGGCUCCACUCGAUGGGCCUUGGACCGCAAGGGCUUUCUCCUCCUGGCAAGCAACAGUCCUUCCUACAUGCCUGGCAGCAUCGAAAUCAAACGUGUGGAGCUUCAUCGGCGGCUCUUCAGUCAGCAGGAAGUUCAAGCGCAUGUUUCGCAGCGGUGGUCCUUCCGCGGGGCCGCACUCAGCGCUGCACUGCGGCGCUUCCGCGGGAAGCUGGCGCUCUCGUCCUUGGACAAGAAGCCGCAGCCUCUUUGGUGCGACCUCUCGUUUCUGGCUCAUUUCUGCGACGUGUUCAUGGACAUCAACAAUGGGAAGAUCUACAGAUCUCUGCAGAUCAUCUUGCUGGGCCUGGAGAAGCUGGCGGCAGAGAAGUCGUCGCUGCUUGGAGCCGCGGAGCAGGAUGCCGUGAAGAAGGUGACGUCUCUCUUUGAUGCAAGCUUGGAUCUCUUCCGGAAGUACGACCGGACAAGGGGCGAGGUCGACCCCUAUGAUGACUAUGCUGAGAUGCCAGGGCUUCUGCCAUUCCUGAAGAGGGUCACUACGGAGUUUCAAUGGAACACCGUGAGAGCUCCCUUCGCGAGAGGAAUUCCAGGUGAUGGCGGCCUGGCUGCAAUCGGACGACGCUCCCUGUGGCUCAAGGAACGGGUGGGCGAGGACAACUAUCGCAUUGCUGUCUUCGGCUUUGGGCCAAGCCGAGAAUACCAUCCGAAGACUGCGGCCGCACCUCCGAAGAUCAAGUUCCGGCCGAUCGUCCUGGAGAACCUUCCCAGGAGCAAGGCGCUCGAUGAAGCCUGGUGGGCCCUGCUGGUGGCAACAAACCUGCCCGAUGUGAAUGAGAACAAGACCAGCCCUCAGUUGACCUACGACUUCUUCUUGCCCUUCAUGGCCUCCGCCCCCCUGGAGCAAGUGAGGGAGGCCUCCGAGAAGAAGCCCGAAGGGGAGGAUCCGGCCUACGACUGGCGAUCGCCGGUCUACGGGCGCUCGCGGAACAACUUUCACAGAUGCCUGCUGGACGCCAUGCAUUAUCUUCUGCGCAGGUGCGGCCUCACGAAGCCGCGAACGAAGCUGGUGAAGUUCUGUCUCAGGAGCUCGCUGCUCGACCUGGCGGCCGGCGACGUGAAGGCUGUUCUGGAACUGAGCACGGCGGAUCGCACCUUGGUGCGGAUGCUCUGCCGCCAGCUGGCCUUCACCGCAGCAAAGCUCUCCACUCAACAGGAGGGUGGUCGACCACUGCUUGGCCUGGAUGCGCUCAGCGCCGUGAGGAAGCAGGUGGACGAGGUCGAGACCAAGUUGAUGCAGAAGACGAGUAGCGAGGACAGCUCCACAAAGCCUCCGCUCCUGGACCUGGCCACAGGGAAGGGGACUCCGCACGCCACGAAGGCCGCGACUCCGGCGCCACCCGUGGACGACGCCAGCGGCAUCUUCCCCCUCUUCGAGCGUCUCCUCCGUGAGGAGCUUGAUGGCAAGGAAGGCAGCGCGAUUGACAUGACCCAGCUGCCGCCAGUCAACUUCGACCUUCUUCCCAGCAAGGUGACAAGUAUGCCCGAGGCCUUGGCUGCGCUGAAGAUUGCUGACCAACUCCUGGCACAGUUAGACAACUUGAGUGGAAACCUUCGGUUUGCACACUUCCUGAAGAUCGCCUUGGUUCAGCACACCUUCACCCGCCUGUUGCCGGUCCCCUUGGGGCCGAUCUCUCUUGCGCGGGUCGGUGCGAAAGAUGAUGUUUGGGGCACCGCCGCCACCCCCGAGCAGCAGGUUGAUACAGCUCUGGUGGUCAAGCGCAUCGCGCAGCACUUCUCGAUGAGUUGCGGGGCCACCUUUGGACAUCGCGGCUUCGAUGGGACGCGCGCCAUCAUCUUGGGGGCGAUGGUCACUCUAUUGGACCGGCUCCUGCGUCAAUCGGGCAGCUCCACGUCAAGCAAAGCCAUGAUGGGACGCUUGGAUGAUGAGAAGGAAGAAGAAACGCGCUUCUUGGUCUCCUGGGAAGUCUUCGCCAAGCAGUCGGAGACCUUCUUGCUGUUCUCUCCUGACUUGAAUGUCACACGCGCGCGAACCCUUGCCUACUUCCAGGAGGUUGAGCAGGAAGCUCAAGAACAGGGAGCAAAGAUGAAGCACAUCUUCCGGUGGGAGAAGGAUGGCUGGGUCAUGGAGUUUCCCGACCAGGGCGCCGAGGCCCUGGCGGCGAAGAUGGCGAAGAGCCUCUAUCGGAGGCGCAUCACCCUCAUCGACAGCUAUCUAGACAGCUACUUUCCCGAGUUCGCCGCGUACCGCGAUGUUUGCAUGUGGUGGAAGUACUAUCUCUGCACCGACCCAAGUGUCUUCCGCUUCCAGCCAUUGGAGUUCUCGGAUGGGCACUUGCAGUGGGUCAUCGACGUGCACCCGCGGUGGCAGAAGCGCUGCUACAUCGUGAAGUCCUUUGGCCAGGGAAACCAGGCAAAGAUGCUCUUCCAGAAGAUGGAAAAACCAGCCUGGGCCUUGGGUUUAGCGUUGUUUGGUUGA
Symbiodinium natans is the source of this 2829-nucleotide messenger RNA. The record is from the annotation of a GenBank genome assembly. NCBI's taxonomy places the organism in Eukaryota, Dinophyceae, Suessiales, Symbiodiniaceae.